Molecule: messenger RNA, 1867 nt
Organism: Oryza sativa Japonica Group (Japanese rice)
Lineage: Eukaryota; Viridiplantae; Streptophyta; Magnoliopsida; Poales; Poaceae
Biological process (GO): regulation of gene expression
Cellular component (GO): nucleus
Molecular function (GO): chromatin binding
Source: RefSeq, a predicted model, not a curated record
GCCCUCACCUCCACACUUCUUCCCCCACGCGUGACGCGUCCAACCCGAUCUCUAUUCUCUAGCUUCCCCAAAUCCCCAAUCCGACCUAAGCCGGCGAUCCGCCGCCAUGGGUCGCACGGAGGGCCGCCUCGCGUCCGUGGUGCACCUCCCCGGCCGCUCCAGGGUCUCCGCCUCGCCCUCCCCUCGCCGCCGCCGCUCCCCGUCCCGGUCGCCCUCCCCGCGCCGCAACCGCCGCCGCGACCGGUCGCCUAGCCCCUACCGCAGCCGCAGGGACCGGUCCCCUAGCCCCUACCGCGACCGCCGCCGCCAGUGGUCCCCCUACCACCGCGACCGUGGCCGCGACGUGGAGAGGGAGUGGGCUCGGGACCGAGACCACCCUGCGCCCCGUCGCGGCGGCGGCGGCGCGGGGGCCGGCGCCUGGUCCGCCUCCGACGAUGACGACGACGAGCAGCUCAAGGGUCUCACCUACUUCGAGUACCGCCGCGUCAAGAGAGAGAAGCUCCGCAAGAGCAUGAAGCGGUGCAUCUGGAACAUCACGCCCAGCCCUCCUCGCCGCGAAGGUGAGGAUGAGGAUUAUGGCUACAGCGACGAGGAGGAGGAGGAGGAGGAGAAAAAGGAAUCGCCAAAGAAGGUGGCCUCCUCGGAUAAGAGCGAAGAGGAGGAUAGCAAGGGUUCGUCGGAAUCCGACUCCGGUGAGUCUGAUAGCUUGUCCGAUUCCAGCAAAUCAGAUGAUACCCGGAGGAAGAAGAAAGGGCGUAAGGGUAGUCACCGUAGCAGCAAGCGUAGCCGCCACCGCCGCCGCCACCAUUCAUCUGAUACAGAGGGUGACGACAACAGCAAGGCUGAGGAGGAUUCGGAGGGCUCUUAUGAUUCCGAGGACUCUAUGGAUAGGAGGAAGAAGAAGAGAUCGCGGAGGCACAAGAAGUCUAAGAGGAGGGGAAGGAGCUCCAGGAGGAAGAAGAGGAAGAGCAAUGAUACAGCUUCUGAGGGAAGCUCUGAGGAGGAGGCGGUGGCAGCGGCUUCAGGAUCAAGCCCUAGCCCCUUGAGGGACAGUAAGAAGAAGAGCCGGAGCUCACGGAGGAAGAGGAGCAAGCAGUCUGAUUCGGAAGAUCAGGCCCCAUCCGAUGCCGACCUUGGUGUUAAGGAAAUCGAUGAGACAAAUGAGCCAGAGAUUGACCCAGAAGCAAUCAAAUUCAAGGAAAUGCUCGAGGCCCAAAAGAAGGCUGCUUUGGAGAAUGAGAUGCCGGUUGGGCCAAUGCCUCUUCCUCGUGCAGAAGGUCAUAUUAGCUAUGGUGGUGCACUGAGACCUGGAGAAGGUGAUGCUAUUGCACAGUACGUACAGCAAGGGAAACGUAUCCCACGACGUGGUGAGGUUGGUCUAUCUGCAGAGGAGAUUCAGAAGUUCGAGGAUUUGGGCUAUGUGAUGAGUGGGAGUAGGCACCAGAGGAUGAAUGCUAUCCGUAUAAGGAAGGAAAACCAGGUUUACAGUGCAGAGGAUAAGAGGGCGCUUGCUAUGUUUAAUUAUGAGGAGAAGUCGAAGCGAGAGCACAAGGUCAUGGCUGAUUUGCAGCGCUUAGUGCAAAGAACCAUUGGAAAUGAUGUAGGACCUUCCCAUGAUCCAUUUGCUACAGCGGAUGGCUGAGUAAGGAUUUAUAGCUGUUAUACAAUGAAUGAUCACCACUAUUUCCUUUUCUUUUUAUGAUCCCUAUAGUAUAGGUCAUGAUCUCUAAGAUGCCAGUUAGUGCUGUGGAUAUCUUCACAGACAUUGCACUUGAACCGUACUAUUAGAACUUAUUUGUAAUUUCUGUUUUGUGUUGAGUAUUGACUACUUGUGAUGCUUAUCCUACUUGUUCUGUUUGUUCUUGUC